AUGCAAAAGUCAAGCAAAAGAAUCAAGCUAGAAAAUGAAAUCUUCUCCAAAUCCAUCAAGGACAUUGAGAAGAUGUUUAGCUGUUCCGUGGUGGAAAGCGAAGAAAGAUUCCACAAGAGACCAUCUACACUGGCGUCGGCCCUGCUAAAUAACACGCGGCUGGAUAUCUUCAGUGAUCAUGUUUUGAAAAAGACAGCGUUCGAAUACGACUGUGUGAAUCUUCUGUUGAUGGAGUCGCUCAGCGAACCAGAUGAUGGAGCCCCGGAGGAAGCCGAUGUGUGCUACAGCAAGGUUCAAACUUUGCAAGUGCCUACCUUGCCAUCGUCCACGCUAAUACCGGGCCAAAUCACAGCAACAGCGCCUUCGCCAGGCCACAUUCCGCUCGAUUUGCGUGACGAUUAUGAGUAUUUCGAUGCUAAGCACGCAGCAGGGUUCGUGGAGUCGAGUUUUCACAUCCCUCACUACAAGAAUUUGGAGAGGGACUUGCGAAUGAUUGAUCAAAUGCUUUCUCGUCCCUUCCACAGAGUGCACGUCGUCAAGUGA
Molecule: messenger RNA, 543 nt
Organism: Candidozyma auris
Lineage: Eukaryota; Fungi; Ascomycota; Pichiomycetes; Serinales; Metschnikowiaceae
Exons: 1
Coding region: 1-543 (180 amino acids)
Source: RefSeq, a predicted model, not a curated record